AUGUCCUCCUUACCCCAAUCGACGACUAUCCCGCCUUCGCCAACUUCUCCGCCAGCCUUUGGUCUCAAGCGACGGCGCCUGUCUGACAACAUCCCUCAAUCCCCCAUCUCUCCUCCGUUGAUGUCAGUCGCUACAAAAAGCUAUGUUGCUUCUUAUGGAAACUCCCAUGAUACAGACGAGGUUUCGGGUCGCUCGUCUCCGCGCUCACCAAGGGGUUCCGUAUCGCGUGCUCACCAACCCGCUUCUCGACCGACACCUUCGCUACCGACACCGGCCAACAGUGUAGUAGGCAUUCCGGGUCUGGAAAUGACGGAGGACAUUGACUCACAUCGCGACAAACGGCCGAGAUUGGAUGCUGACCGAGAUGAAGAGGAGGACAAAAUGCAAGUUGACACAAACUCACUAUUUACGAACCACGAUCGGCAACAGGAUGCGGGUCCGUCCGAUGAAGCCGAUAAAAGGGCUCUACAGCCGGACUCUUUGAGAGGGAGCAAGAAUGAGAUGAACACGCUGGAACAGCAGAAAGACAUGGGUGAACCAUUCCUUCUUUGCAGAUCCAAGUUCGAACCGCAGAGGCCAAAUCCACAGCAGCAUUUGUUGGCGGUAUAUGGACUCGGUCCGUUGUUGAGGAGUGUCGCACGAACAGAUCCAUUGUCUGGAGAGAAAAUCAACAAACUACGCAAGUCAUAUGAAGGGCAGAUCAAGAGUUUUGAGCUUCCUGGGAGAAACAAAGCGGUCAGAGGCGAACGCAAUGCCGACGAAGAUCAACCUGGACCUCUACGGCGAAUGGCAGGAUCUGCACCGUGGGGAUUACAAACAGAUGAACAAUGGAAUUCAGAACACGCACGUUUCAAUAUCGAGAUGACCUCGGAUCUUCAUGCGAAGGUGAAACAGGCAAUGCAAAUGCAACCUGGCGCUGUGAGAAACAAUACUUAUUGGGAAGGUGAGCUUGGGCUGUCCGAUAAACCGAAGAUCAACCCACUUCCACAACGAGAUCAAUCUUCCCAGCCGGUCCUUUCAAGAAUACCCAACGGAAUUCCACGAUCUCUGCCACAAGCGGCGGGAGAACCCAAACGUCAGACUCGCGGCAAAAAAAGAAGCUAUGGCGAUGAUAGCUUUGUUGGGUACGGAGAAGGUUAUUCAGACGGAGAUUUUUCUGGUGAUGAUGGCUACCAAAAAAAACGGAAGAAGGUGAUUUGA
This is a messenger RNA of Exophiala aquamarina CBS 119918, 1200 nucleotides long. RefSeq lists its product as uncharacterized. Gene Ontology annotation, biological process: regulation of transcription by RNA polymerase II. Gene Ontology annotation, cellular component: mediator complex. The coding region runs from base 1 to 1200 and encodes 399 amino acids. Gene Ontology annotation, molecular function: transcription coregulator activity. The record is from RefSeq and is a predicted model, not a curated record. Lineage: Eukaryota; Fungi; Ascomycota; Eurotiomycetes; Chaetothyriales; Herpotrichiellaceae. The transcript has 2 exons.